This is a messenger RNA of Leishmania braziliensis MHOM/BR/75/M2904, 2808 nucleotides long. RefSeq lists its product as hypothetical. Bases 1 to 2808 code for a protein of 935 amino acids. The record is from RefSeq and is a predicted model, not a curated record. The transcript has a single exon. NCBI's taxonomy places the organism in Eukaryota, Euglenozoa, Kinetoplastea, Trypanosomatida, Trypanosomatidae.
AUGCGUGAGCACCACGGCAGCGACUGGGCAUCUCCUUCAGAGGUUCUGCACCUGCGUGAGCUUUACCAGGACGUGACUUCGCGCUACAUGCGAGAGGUGCAGGCUGUGCAAGGCGAGCUGGCGAAGGCGCAGGAGGAGUGCGCGGCCUACGCGCGGGAGCGGAGAGAAAUACUGGAGCUGCAGCAGGCCUACCAGGACGGCGUCGUGGCGUGUGGAAGGGCGAAGGAGCGGGAGGCACAGUGGAUCGAGGAGCGCGCGCUGCUGCGCGUGCAGAUGGAACGGGUGAUGGUGGAGAAUCAGCGACUGCAGCUCUACAUUGCCAAGAAGCAGCACUCUCAUAACCACCAUGCGCCACUGCGCGGCGGCGCGACAGGAAGUCACGAGCGUGUGCGGGCGGCAGUGCAAGCAGUUACCUCUGCUGCUGCCGCGACGUCUUCCGUCUCCCCUUCCCCGUCUGCCCCCUGGCCACCUUUACCACCCACAGUUGCACCCACGACGACCACCAUGACAGGUUACUUGGCCUCACCGCAGUCGGUUGAGGGUCCUGGUGCAACGGUCUUCGUCCCUCUUUCUGGCGCACCGAGGGGCACCGUCACCGGUAUGGAACAGGUGGAGGCGACAUCGCCCUACACGUUCUUGUCGUCCGAGUCGUCUUCGCCUGAGGCGUUGCAGUACCAUGCUCCUCAGCAAGGCGGCAGGGCGGCGUUCGAGACGCCACCACCUCUGGUGUCCCCGCCCACUUCGCGCCAAUUUGCGCUCGCAAGGUCCACAUUGCCCACCAGCGCUACUGGCGCCGCAGGUGCACAGCCACCGCAUUCGACACCGCUCCAGCGCACCUAUCCCAGUGAGACUGGUGAUGAUACCCGUACAGACCAGCCAGGCGUCGGUGGCGACCAUGGCGGCCCAUCUCUACAGCAACAGCGUGAUUACUCACGGCGGCACCCAUGUGGCGGUGUCAACCACGACGAGGUGCCGCAUAACUCUUUCCUCAUGACUCCCUUGCUCUCCUCCAGCGAGGCCGCGAUGUCGCGCUCUGUGGGUACUUCUGUUCUGGGUGCCACAAGCGGCAGCGAGGGCGGUCGACUUGGCGCUGGGAAGUCAGCACGGCCUCUGCGGCCGCAGCGAGUGUGUCUCGACAACGAGGAGAAUGAAACCGACAAUGCCACUGGAGAAGGCGAGUUCAACCCUUCUUACGCUCGCGGCGUGACAGACCUGUCGACCACCUCCGGCGGGUCGUCAUCGCCCUCUCCCGCUGCGAACAUUCGCGCAGUGCUCACUGGCGGUGGCCUUAUGCAAGCGCCCGAGCAGCGGGUGAGUCGCCAUAACCACUGUGGUAGCCGUCGUCUCGCAGAGCAAUGGAGAGGGGAGGCGACUGCUGAGAGAGCUGCAGCGGAGCUUCCCACCACUACUGCUACUAUCACCACUACAACACCGUCCCUGGGCUCCACCGCAAUGGCGACAACGUCCUCGUCCUGGAGUCUCCAGUAUCUCUACCAGCUCCCACGCACACCUGCAGAGGCCCUGCAAGAGGAGCUGCGGAUGCUCAAGGAGCUUGGGCGGCUUGAGGAGGCGAAUCAAGUUCUUCAGGCUCGCCUUGACUACGUGGAGGUGACGAAGGAAAUCGACAUGAAGCGGUGCGAGCAGCAGUACCUUCGACUUGUCCAGGCGCACGACCAGUCGCAGCACAACGCGGCCCAGUGGGAGUUGUCGUCACAGCAGCUGGAGUCAGAGGUGAGGCUGUCAGAGACAAAGUGUGCGGAGUUGCAGAACGCGCUCGAGGACGUGCUACAACAGGCCAAGAGGCAACAGGAGCUGAGUCAGGCACGUCUGGUGGAACUGGAGACAAGCUGCCGUGAGGCGCUGGUGGCCACACGAGACGAGGCUAUGAAAAAGAUAUGUACGCUUCGAAGUUUCCUGCGGGAGGCUGCCGCGAGCCUUGCGACUACAUCUGCCUCAGCACUGUCGCCGGCUGCGGCACACGAGGUGGCUCAGCUGCGAGAGGAGGCCGAGCAAAACCAGCGCACUCUUGAGAGUCUCAGGAGCGAACUGCACGCAUUACGCGCCGCACACAGUGAACUGCAGGAUGAGCAUAACGUGUUGCAGGCGGAGGCAAAGAUGUGUCGGACACGCCUCGAGAGCGACCUGGAGAGCUCACGGGAGCUGUUGGCGGCCGCGUGCAGGGACCAGCAGUGUGCGGAGUCCCGCAUCGACGAGCUCGAGGCGGAGGUCGAGCGACUGCGCGGGGCUGUUGUGGUGUCGGAGGGGUGCAUGCGUGCCAUGGAGGAGCGUCUCCGGGUCGCCACUGAUGAGGUCACGUUGCAGCAGGGGCAGUUGGACGAGGCGUCGGCAUGGCAGGCGCGCGCUCUCGGUGCUGAGGAGGAGCUCAGCUCACAGCGCAGUUACUAUGAGAAGGAGAUCGAAGUCUACAAGACGGCAGCGUGUGCGAUGCAGGAUCGCCACCACGCUGAGGUGGAGGGCUUAGUGAGGCGCUGUGAAAAGCUGCAAGUACGCUAUGCAGCAGCGAAGGUCCGCCUGGCUGCAGCGGUGUCGAGGUCAGGGGCGGCUACCGUAUUCACUACUGCCGGCGGUUGCGCCAAGACGAGACGCUCCCGCCAUUCGAAGACCGAGGGCGGCGACGUGCCAGUCAGUACUGCGAGCCCACGUCCGCCUGUUGCCAUCACGACGGAAGCUUCGCUGCCCCACUGCACGGCUAUCGCUUACGAUUCUCUGCAGGCCCUGCGCGCUUCGGGGCAAGUGACGGAGCAGCUGAUUCGCUCCUUGAACCGCUCCACCUCGUCGUACUGCUGA